UGUGCUUUGUAACUUACGCAUGUGUUGUUGACUUGCAUAUCGUUGCAUCAAAAGACUUGAGAUUGAGUAUCUAGUUAGAAUUUAGUCCUGGGCUUGUAUUGCAAUAUGGUAGACUAAACUAACAAUAUAAAUUAUACAAGUCAUUUGUUUUGAUUAUUGGUGGUUAGGCACAGUGCUACACUGGCUACAUAACAGUAAGCAGAAAAGUAAGUCACUGAUCAAAAAAAAAUUGGCCACAUCUAAAAAAACCCAACUUUUUAGGAAAUACCAUGGACAAAUCUGAGAAAGUCGAUGUUACUGCUGAAAGGAAGAGUACUGCAAAGUUAGAUACUCUUUUAGAAAUAGAGAGAAAUGUUCAAAAGCGAUGGGAAGAGGAGAAGAUAUUUGAAGUGGAUGCUCCUCAGCAAGAUGCUGUAGAUGCUAACCAAGAAAAAUAUUUUGUGACCUUCCCAUUUCCCUAUAUGAAUGGCAGAAUGCAUCUUGGUCAUACUUUCAGCUUGUCAAAAUGUGAGUUUGCUGUUGGUUUUCAAAGGAUGCUGGGUAAAAAGUGUUUGUUCCCAUUUGGUAUGCAUUGCACUGGAAUGCCAAUAAAGGCUUGUGCUGACAAGCUUCAAAGAGAAAUGGAAGACUUUGGUUAUCCUCCUAAAUUUCCAGUUGAGGAAGAAACCAAAGUAGAAGUUGCUGUGAAAGAAAGUGAAAUUGGAAAAGAUAAAUCCAAAUCUAAAAAGAGUAAAGUGGCUGCCAAGACUGGUGGACUAAAAUAUCAGUGGCAAAUCAUGAGUGCUAUGGGACUUACAGAUGAAGAGAUUAAACAUUUCUCUGUUCCAAUGUAUUGGUUAAAGUACUUUCCUCCCCACUGGAUUACAGAUCUGAAACGCAUGGGUGUCAAGGUGGACUGGCGCAGGAGUUUUAUCACUACGGAUGCCAAUCCUUAUUUUGAUUCUUUUGUUAGAUGGAAUUUUUUAAGACUACGAGACAGGAAUAAAGUUAAAUUUGGCAAAAGGUAUACAAUUUUCUCUCCGAAAGAUAAUCAACCUUGUAUGGAUCAUGAUAGAAGCUCAGGAGAGGGUGUGGGACCACAAGAAUAUACUUUGAUCAAAAUGAAAUUAAAGGAACCUUACCCACCUAAGUUAUCGGGAUUGAAAGGCAAACCUGUUUUCCUUGUUGCUGCCACGCUAAGACCAGAAACAAUGUUUGGACAAACCAACUGUUGGGUCAGGCCAGAUAUGAAAUACAUUGCACUGUUGACUAAAUCUGGGGAAGUGUUUAUAACAACAAGAAGAGCUGCUAGGAACAUGAGCUAUCAAGAGAUGACUGCACAGAACGGAAAAACUGAAGUUUUGCUUGAGUUGAUUGGACAGGAUAUACUGGGUUGUCCUUUAGAGGCACCACUGACAUCUUACAAAGUGAUCUACUCCUUACCAAUGCUGACUAUCAAAGAAGAUAAAGGCACUGGGGUAGUAACUAGUGUUCCUUCUGAUGCACCUGAUGAUUAUGCAGCUCUAAGAGAUUUGAAGAAUAAACCACAAUUAAGAGAAAAGUAUGGAAUUAAAGAUGAAAUGGUUUUGCCUUUUGAUCCUAUUCCAAUCAUUGAUGUUCCUGGUUAUGGCAACCUUUGUGCUGUUACAGCUUGUGAUGUGUACAAAGUUAACAGUCAGAAUGACAGAGACAAACUUACUGAAGCAAAAGAAGACACUUACAAGAAAGGCUUUUAUGAAGGUAUUAUGCUGGUUGAGGAAUACAAGGGUCAAAAGGUUCAGGAUGUGAAGAAAAUCAUUCAGGCUCGUUUAAUUCAAGAGAAUGCUGCACUUCUUUACAAAGAACCAGAGAAGUUGGUAAUGUCAAGAUCUGGUGAUGAAUGUGUUGUGGCCUUGUGUGAUCAAUGGUUUCUAGAUUACGGUGAACCAUCAUGGCGAGCACAGGCAGAGGAAGCACUUAGCAAGAUGAACACAUUCUCUGAAGAUGUCCGUAAUAAUUUCAUGUCCACUUUGGACUGGCUGCAUGAACACGCAUGCUCCCGCACUUAUGGGCUUGGCACCAAAAUGCCUUGGGAUCCUCAGUACCUAAUAGAGAGUUUGUCAGACUCCACUAUAUACAUGUCAUACUAUACCAUCAACCACCUACUGCAAGGUGGAGUGUGGGAUGGAUCAAAGCCUGGUCCUGCCAACAUCAGGCCUGAGCAGCUGACCUCUGAAGUUUGGGAUUACAUUUACUUCAAGACAGCACCUUACCCCAAGUCUUGUGGCAUACCUCAGUCUACACUCAACAAACUUAAAAGAGAGUUUGAGUAUUGGUACCCAGUGGAUUGUCGAAUGUCUGGCAAAGAUUUAGUUCCAAAUCACCUGACCUACUUUAUCUAUUGCCACUGUGCAAUGUGGCCUGAUGACAAUACCAAAUGGCCCAAAGCUGUGAGAGCUAAUGGACAUCUUUUGAUAAAUUCAGAAAAAAUGUCAAAGUCAACUGGCAAUUUCUGUACCUUAGAAGAAGCUAUCAAUAAAUUUUCUUCUGAUGGCAUGCGACUAUCUCUGGCGGAUGCUGGUGACCAGGUGGAAGAUGCUAAUUUUGUGGAAAAAAUGGCUGAUGCAGGCUUGCUGCGACUUUAUGCCCUGGUAGAGUGGGUGAAGGAAAUUGUUGAAGAAAAAGUUACUUUAAGGACUGGCCCUGAAAGCAGCUAUACAUUUAAUGAUAAAGUUUUUAUAAGUGAGAUCAACAAAUCUAUAUUGGAAACAAAGAGCAAUUAUGAAAACUAUCUAUUUAAAGCUGCUCUGAGGACAGGCUUUUUUGAGUUUCAGGCAAAGAGAGAUAAGUAUAGAGAAAUGGAAACUUUGGGAAUGCACAGAGACCUUGUUAUCAAGUUUAUAGAGACACAAGCUUUGUUGAUGGCACCCAUUUGUCCACAUAUAGCUGAACAUAUAUGGAUUCUGUUGGGCAAGAAAGAGAGCAUAAUGACAGCUCUCUGGCCACAAGCUGGCUCAGUAGAUGAACUCUUAAUCCAAUCCUCUCAAUAUCUUGCUGAUUGUGCUCAUGAAUUUAGACUAAGAAAGAAAACUCUGUCUGCAGGCAAAGGAAAGAAAGCUGUUGCUCCACCUACUCAUGCAGUUAUAUGGAUUGCCAAGACUUAUCCUCCUUGGCAGAAUUCUGUUCUUACAACUUUACAAGAACUUUAUCAGGCUAACAAAGGUUUCCCAGAUAACAAAGUCAUCUCUCAAGCAUUGCUUGCUAAACCAGAACUGAAGAAGUACAUGAAAAAAUUAAUGCCUUUUGUACAAGUGGCAAAGGAAAAUGUUGAAAAAAAUGGAUUAAAAGCAUUGGCCUUGACGUCAGAGAUAGAUGAAGCUAAUAUCCUCACCAUUAACUCUGCAUACCUCAUUAACACACUGGAGAUUGAAGGACUCGAUGUGAAACCCUCUGAUGGUGCUGAUGAUAAAGUCAAAGAGGAAUGCUGCCCUGGGAAACCAUUUAUUACUUUCUUGACUGAACCUAGUGUCAAGUUGUGCUUCAUCAAUCCUCAACCAUUUAGCAGUUUAUUUGAAUUCAACUUGGAUAUCUUUGAAGGUGACACCCUUGCCAAAGUUGUGAACAGGAUCGCUCGAACAGACAGGUCAAAGUUUAAAGAUCCUGCAGCAUUAAAACUCUACAGAUAUUUAGAUGCUGAAACAGGCUGGAGGAAAAUCCCAGACAUGACCCGCAUGUUAGAGGGAAAAGUAAAUGUUGAUCAAUCAAGUGUAUUUCACAUUGAUAGCAAAUCUAACACUGUCACAGUGUCAGAUAAUGGGUCUAAAAUACCCCUAGGACCAAAGUUGGUUUACUUAAUUAAUUUAUAAAACAGGUUUAAUUAAUUCAAGACUUGUAUUUUAUUUUGGGGUUUACUUUUUAACUUAUUUUGUUCUUAGAUUGAAAUCAUUAUAGUUUUGACUUAAAUGUAAUAUUUGUAUAAUUUACAUAAGUCAAGAAUUAAUCUUUUACAUUGAAUGUAAGAGAAAUCUCUUGUUUGAUUUGUUUUUGUUUAAAAUUCUUGUUAUUAGAUGUUCAACCAUGUAGAAACUAAAUGACCUAUUCAAAUGUCAUGUGAUCACAUUUUCAAAAAAACAAAAGAAGUACAAAUAAUGUUUGCAUAAGUAUAUUAACAAACACAAUCAUAGAGUAAACAAUGAAACAUACUUUGGCUUGAAGAAGACCAUGUGAGUCUGUAUAUGUGUGUGUGUGUGUUAUCUGACAAAGUAAAAACAUAAAACAACCCUGUUGUUAACUUUCAAUGUUAUAAUUGGUUUAGGAAAGGAAUAAACUUAAAUUUGAAAAAAUAAAUAUCUAUGUGUGUGGGGA
This is a messenger RNA of Biomphalaria glabrata, 4323 nucleotides long. Its product is annotated as leucine--tRNA ligase, cytoplasmic-like. The record is from RefSeq and is a predicted model, not a curated record. The coding region runs from base 270 to 3824 and encodes 1184 amino acids. Lineage: Eukaryota; Metazoa; Mollusca; Gastropoda; Planorbidae. Gene Ontology annotation, biological process: leucyl-tRNA aminoacylation. The transcript has 28 exons. Gene Ontology annotation, molecular function: ATP binding; leucine-tRNA ligase activity; aminoacyl-tRNA deacylase activity.